Molecule: messenger RNA, 1419 nt
Organism: Ricinus communis (castor bean)
Lineage: Eukaryota; Viridiplantae; Streptophyta; Magnoliopsida; Malpighiales; Euphorbiaceae
Exons: 4
Coding region: 447-743 (98 amino acids)
Source: RefSeq, a predicted model, not a curated record
GUGUUACUAUAGCUACUUUAGCAAGGGGAGCCUAAGUAUAUAUUUUUCUUAGCUUUGGAGAAUUGCACAAAGAACCUUGUACACUCCUUACCCUCCUGCCCCUUCUUCCUCCCCGCUGCUCACUCUCCCUCCCCAUUUUCCACCAUUUCCGGCCACAACCCCACCGCCAACCACCAAACUGCCCUCCCCCUUCCAUUUCCUCGCCGACGCCGCUCUUUCCUCCUUUCUCUCGCCGUUUUCUCGCUGCAGCAAGGAGAAGAAGACGUCUCCUACGCUGCCACCGCUAGAUCGACCUCCUGCCGUCUUCCUUUCGCUGAUCGGACGUUGGAAAUGAAUUCCUGGAUCCCAAAAUACCAAAGCAGCCCUUCUUUCCUAUUUUUCUUUCGCCGGUAGUGGUGUACGAGCCUCGCCGGAGCUGAAAUUUUUCAGCCUCAAUACGGUGGCUUAUGGUGAGUUUCCGGCAAAAAAAUUGCAUAUUUGGACUCCUCACGACUCACGCUUCACGUAGGCACCUUCAGAUUAGAAUUCCGACACCGUUGAUGGUAUCGACUUCCGGACCCCGGUAUUUUUCAAACGCGCAGAAUUCAGAUUUUUCGGCUCGUUGGCAGUUAGGUUCUCUGCUGUCUUUCUCUACACAACCCGACUUCUUUUCCCUUCGGGCCUAUUGUUGGCUUUAUAAUGUUGGGUUAUCAGGAUCUCCAGUGGCCACCCAAAGUAAAGUUCAAAGAUUGAAGUGGCUAUAAAGUGCUGAUGAUUCUUUGGAUCAUAUGGAAUCAAAGAAAUAAGCAGCUGUGGGAUAACUGUUUUUUACCAGCUUCGAUGGCAGUAGACACUUGUAUGGAUUUUCUUCAUGCAUGGGCAAAGGCACGUAUGUCCAAGUUAUCUUUAAAAAGUUUGGGUUCAGCGGAAGAGGGUAACCAGUAUCGGCAAAAACCAGCAAGGGGUUGGGUAAAGUGCGAUAUGGAUGCAGCUACGUUUGAAAAUGGGAGAGUAAUAGGAAUUGGCUUGAUGAGUAUGGAUGAGGAAGGUAGGUUUGUGAAAGGAAAAUCAUUUUGUAUGAAUGGUCGAAUAGCUAUCAAGGAGGCUGAAGCAAUGGGAUUAAAGGAGGCUCUUUCUUGGUGUCUAGAAUAGGGACUGCAACGAGUUAUUUUUGAGUCAGAUGCUAAAGUUGUAAUGGGAGCAUUUCAUUAUAGGCCAGAAGAGUUAUCGGAGUUUGGUAGUAUCAUAGCAGAAUGUAUUUAUCUUAGUAAUCAGGGCAAAAACAAGCAAAUGGUUGUGCUCAUUGUUUAGCAAGAUCUUCACAUGUUAUUACUUGUCCCACUAAUUUUUUCUCAACCUCCUCGGAUAUUGGAGGAGUAUUUGUUGGCUGAUUUGACUAUUGCAUAAUAAAAUCUGCCAUUUUGAUUUAAAAAAAAAAAA